AUGUGUUCUCCACAUCCUACAGACUGGUUAAAGGGCAGUAUUAUUGGAUCGGGCUCUUACGGUACAGUCCACCUAGCCAUCGACAACACCACCGGAGCCCUUUUUGUUGCCAAAUCAGCAAGAUCCGAAUCCGGUGUCAGUUCCCUAAAAAACGAGGCCCGUAUCCUCGAAAAACUAAAUUCCCGCCACAUCAUCAAGUGCAUGGGAAAAGAUUCCAAAAAUGGGUACACCCUCUUCUUCGAGUACGUGCCAGGUGGCAGCUUAUCUGACCUGUCCCGAAAGUUCGGAGGGACAUUGGACGAAAAACUUAUCCGACUCUAUACUCGAGAAAUCUUGCACGGUCUGAAGUACUUACACGAUAACGGUAUCGUUCAUUCGGAUAUCAAGUGCAAGAACGUGCUUUUAAACCCGAAUUCGGGCGAGAUAAGAUUGGCCGAUUUUGGGUGCGCGCGAGUUGUGUGGAGUAGCGAUGAAAAGCCUUUCGGUGGGACCCCUCUGUGGAUGGCUCCAGAGGUGUUGAGAAACGAGCGGCUUGAUUUUGCGGCCGACAUAUGGUCAUUGGGGUGUACGGUGAUCGAGAUGGCCACGGGGAGGCCACCGUGGGGAGGCGAUGCAUGGGAUCAUAACCCGAUGGGCGUGAUGGUAAAGAUAGCGAAAGGGGAUGGUCUGCCUGAGUUUCCGCGCGGUUUUUCAAAUGAAGGGUUGGAUUUUCUUUCCAAGUGUCUAAGGAGAGACCCGCGAGAGAGGUGGACGAGCGAGAGGCUUCUCGAUCACCCUUUUGUGAGUUCGGGGAAGGGAUCGGGUGUGGUCUCGCCCACGAGUGUUUUGGAUGUGGCCAUCAGUUACAAUUCAGAUGAUGAUAGUGAUUUGUGUGAUGAUGAGUUUGUGGGUAGAGUUUCUUUGUUGGAGAAGUUAUGUUUCUAUGAGAAGAAAUGUUGGGGAAAGGAUUUGGAGGGAUCAGACGAUUGGAUCACUGUUAGGAGUAGAUAG
Molecule: messenger RNA, 990 nt
Organism: Striga asiatica
Lineage: Eukaryota; Viridiplantae; Streptophyta; Magnoliopsida; Lamiales; Orobanchaceae
Source: the annotation of a GenBank genome assembly